AUGGCUUCUUCCUCUAUUCCAUCUUUAUCUCGAUCUCGAUACGCAUUCGAUGUGUUCUUGAGCUUUAGAGGCAAAGACACCCGCAAUAACUUCAUCAGUCAUCUCUACACUGUGUUGGCUCACAAGGGGAUUCAUACCUUCAAAGACGAUGAAAAGCUCGAGAGAGGAAAAUCGAUUUCACCGGAGCUCCGGAGAGCGAUUCGAGGAUUGAGGUUUUCAAUUAUAGUAUUAUCGAACAAUUAUGCUUCUUCGAGAUGGUGUUUGGAUGAACUAGUGGAGGCACUUGAGCGCAGCAACACAACGGUUUGUUCGAUUUUCUAUCAUGUGGAUCCAUCAGAAGUGAGAAGGAAAAUAGGGAGUUUUGGGGAGGGAUUUGAUGAAUUGGUUUCCAAACAGGGAGUAUUGGGGAUGGAGAAUGUUCAAAGGUGGAGAAAUGCUUUGGAGCAAGUUGCCAAUUUAUCAGGAUGGCCAUAUCCCAAUGAUACAAUCAUUAGAUAA
This is a messenger RNA of Camellia sinensis, 498 nucleotides long. The record is from RefSeq and is a predicted model, not a curated record. NCBI's taxonomy places the organism in Eukaryota, Viridiplantae, Streptophyta, Magnoliopsida, Ericales, Theaceae.